Guillardia theta CCMP2712 is the source of this 5190-nucleotide messenger RNA. RefSeq lists its product as hypothetical. Bases 1 to 5190 code for a protein of 1729 amino acids. Lineage: Eukaryota; Cryptophyceae; Pyrenomonadales; Geminigeraceae. The record is from RefSeq and is a predicted model, not a curated record. The transcript has 19 exons.
AUGCUGAAGCGCGCGGUGGGAUGGUGGAGAUGGCUGGCGUUUCUCUUGUUGCUCCUGCCAGAAAUCAAUGGAUCGGGGCUGUGGAUGAAAUAUGGUACCUUGCAGUGGAGACAAAGUCAGGAAAGGAGCGUGCGAUUCAUUAUUUCGACUGCAUGGCCCUUGUCCUCGUGGAGGUUGUUGAGAGGAGCACCGAAGAUAGGAGACGUUGUGGACCUAAGAUCGAAUGUGACGGAUAAGAACAUGCAGCUGUUCUUGAGCUUCGGAGACGGGAACUCCCUCGGCGAGUCGCAAUCUCCUCUGACCUCUGCAUCUAGCUGCGCGACUGACGGUUCGUGCCUCUCUGCUGAGAUAAGGGGGAUCGAUGAAGCUGAGGAUCUCGUGUUUGCGCUGGUCAUAGUCGACCAUACAUACUCACCCUCAGAUGGCGGGACGGUUGACAACUAUAACAUCUUCUUCUCAGGCUGCUGCAAACCAAUCAGCGGGCUAGACAACAGCGCAGGCUGUAUGUACAAGAUAACAUCGUUGGUCUCACUGAACAGUACGGACUACACCCAGUCAGCUUUGUUUGCUCAGACUCCGAUUGUCAACGUCUCGUUGGCCAUCUCUACCACUAUUCAGCUCUUUGCCUAUCACCCCACUCAGCAAGUAACCUUCGCGAUUGGGACAGACUCUGACUACGGAGGAGAUACCAUGUCAUGUAUAUCUACCACGAAGGGAGCGCCUUACGAUGUCACUGUGGAUGCGUCAAGCGGACUUAUCUUUGUUCCGCGUCUGAGCAGAGAGUCGUACUACUCCAUCGUUGUGCGGGCAUGGACCACCGACGUGAUCUUCACAACAAUGGAAUUCUACAUCCGUGUCCGUCCGACACCGGCGGGUUUCUCAAUUUCUGACCUGCCGGCAGGGCUACAAUACGCGAGGACGGCAGAAAGUUUCAUCUGCGAUCAACUGAAUUCAGUAGUUGUCCGUGCCGUCCUCUCGCAGCCGACCCUCAACUUCUACGUCACCAACAGAGACUACUUGCCGACCUUUCAAAACGUGUCGAGGUUUGGCCAGCGCCUUCCCCAGCUCGAAGUCAUCCCAGACACGCAAGGACUCCUGUACCAAUUCUUGUGGAACCCUCCCUGUGAGAGCCUCCAAGAGCAGAAGAUGUACACCUACACAGGAAGGCAUCUCCUUGACACGUUUGCUGCUUGCUUUCAAGUCAAGCAACUCACCAGCAGCCUGAGCGUGCCAGACUUCCUGGUGUCUCUGUCACAUCCAUCUUGCUAUUUCCUUCCAGUCAUUCGAUGCACAACCCCGCAGCUUCAGAUCAAGGACGAGGAUGGACGAGACUUGCUGCCCUCCUACGUUGUUCAGGCCGGGAACUUCACAACCUUCACAGCGCUCGCAAAAGAUGAUCCUCAGACGCAGGUUCUUGACUUGAAGCUCACAGACAAUUCUUUAGGACCAGGAGGAGAUAUCGAGAUCAGCCCAGCAGCAUGUGUCUCUGGCUCUUUUUCUCCGAUCGUGCGAGAUCGUAACCAGAACUGCACGGAGGUGAUGUUCAAGAACAGUUCGCUCCCGUCAUCAGUCAACAAUAUCAGGUUCGCGUUCAGCCCGAAAACGAAUCUAUCUGCUGGAACUCGCAUAACUAUCUCAGGUUCUUCGACAGCAACGAAUGACAGUGCAUGGAAAAUCAAAUACACCAAGCAUUCGAGCAAUCUGGUCGCCAAUUAUAAUCAGCUUGAGUUUUAUGUUCAACCAAAGUACUUCAUGCCGGAGAAUCAAACAAUUGAGAUAGCUGGACUGAUUGGAACACGAGUUGUAUGUAACAAGGAUCCUUCGUGGAACGUCCAGCAAUCUUUCUCGGUUCCUGUAGGAGUUCCUGUUUUCUUUUUGUGCGGAACGUCAUGUACAAGGAACAACCUCUUCUUUGACUUGCGCAAUCAGACUAGCGCUCUUGCAAUUUACUUUCCAUCCAUUCAAAUUCCUUAUCAAGCAAGUGUUCAAAAGGUUUUACUUAGUUUGACGGUUGUAGAAGCCUUGCAGCAAAACCUUACCAUCAGGAUUCGCACCAUCAAUCAUGUGAACCCUCCUUUGAGCAUGCUUUUUCAAAAUGUGAGCACAUUCAAAAAGUCGGACCAAUUUGUGGAGUGGAAGUUAACUUCGUCCACCUCAACUGGCAUCGCCUUCUCUCUUGACUUGUCUCUUCUCUUUCAGGAGAAGUUUGAUGAUUCUCUGUGGAAGGAGGGAAAUGCGGUCUCUUUGUUCUUCGAGAUGACUUCGCAGGGUUGCAACUCUCCAUCCUGUGUGAUCAACUUUCAAUACUCCAACAUCAACAUCCUGUACACGUGCCCGCAAAUAGAGAAAUAUGUGAAGAUGCAUGAAAUGGGGAAGGAUCCAGCAAAGUAUUCUAUGUCGUUGGCUGUGAGUUGGAAUCAAAACACAGGAGUGAUUCUGAUUCGGCUUCCCCUCAGCCUUUCUCUUCUCAAUGACCGUAUCUAUCGUUUUGUCUUCACUGUGCAAAACUCCUUGACAGCCCAGCCUGCUCCUACUGUGACCCUCAGAACGUACAAUGAUACUGGUCCAUUCUGUGGUAAAGCGAUAUCUACUCUCAUCUGCUCUAGCAAGCGUGAGACGUUUGAUCACAACAUUUCAGUUACAGUGGAGUUCGAUGAGUACAAUACUGUCUUGGUGCAGGGUUUGAAUGGAAUCGUGAAAAAUGCUUCUCUUAACUAUCUUUCUGCCGUGCGGGGUACUGUUUUCAGCUACAAGAAUUUCACGAAUGGUAUUCUAUCGUUUACGAUCAACUCAGGAACCAAGAUAUUUUCAAACUUCACAUACUCCUUGUCAUUUACUGUUGUUAAUGGUGAUACAGUGCAACGCGGUCAAAACAUCUCAAUGCUCAUUGUGGGCAUCACCAACGGAGAUUUCACCUCUUGUGCCUCUGCAAGCGGAGACUCGGCUCCUUUGAGAAUACGAGUCUGGGAUAGUAUUUACGCUUCGCAGUCAAACUCCGAUAGAGAUUCUGACUUCACUUUGCUACUUAAUUUCACCUCUCAAGUUUUUCUCGAGACGAAUCAGAGAAUAACGGUCAGAGGAUUUCAAGACAUGAAUUUACAGUCAAAUCUAAUUCUGGAUAACUCCACAACUACCUCUGGUCUCAGUUUCGUCACUUUCGAGAAUUCAAAACAAGAUGCUGUCUUGGUCGUGACGACUACGCUGGCUGCUAGUCAAGUAUCACUUGGCGUCUUGCUGCGGCAUGGCAGCAAUCCAAGAAUUGGGAACGAUAUGUACGUAUCUCUCGGGGGGGUCCUUUCUUCAUCUUUUGAGUUGGUCACUACCGGAGCAUGCGAAGGUCGACCGUUCUACGUGAAUUCGAUAUCAAUCAAAUCAAAUUUCAGUCGCGUGCUUUUGCCUGUUUUCGAAUGCAUCUCGUGGAUAUCUGACAUUGGUAGCCUGUCCAUGAGGCUGAAAGCGAACGUCGAAGCAGGAGAGGAUCUGCGGUGGAGUAUGGAUGUGAUCAAUGAUAUACACACUCAAGCAGCUCCCAAGGUAAUCGUCGGGAUCAAUGAGGCAGGAUGGGAAUAUGUCGACACUCCUCAAGGAGAAAUGGCUGCGCUGAACAUUAGUGCCUGGAGCUCCAGCUCGAUCUCACAAACGAGGUUUCUAGACUUGCUCGCUCCAUGUUCUUCAUCAUUGACGAGUGUUAGCAAUCAACCAGGAAGCAUCAACAUCAUCACAGUGUCGCUCAUGGCGGCCAUACCAAUCAGGAUAGGCUCAUUCGUGACUGUGAUAGGCCUCACAGGCACAGCCCCUUUGCCAUCAGAUUCGUACUACCUGCCGGCUGAUUGCGAUCCUUCUCCCUGUCUCGCUGUCAAUCUCAAGUGGGAUCGAAACACUGGGCAGCUUGAAAUUCAAGUUGUUCAAGAAAUUUCAGUGGGGCAGAGCAUGAUCGUCAAGCUGACUGUCAAGAAUCCAACAAGGACACAGCAAUCUCCGAUUGUUUAUAUCUGGGAAAAACUUGUUACGACGCAAAAUUCAACAGUCAUUAUUGCACCUGAGCAGAGGAUCGCCCACUGUCUAGAAAAUUAUGAUCCACACUACAACUCGUUGUGUUCACGAAUCGAGAUGUGGGAAGAGGCAACCAUUAGUCAAAGCAAUCCCUUUCCCGGCAGCAUCAAGUCACACAAUCACUUUCUCCGAAUUGCAUGGCAUAGCGACGCCAUCAAGUCCUUCACUCACCUCGCAGUGUCAAAACCCUGCAAAUGUUUCUACUUGCAGCGCUGUGGUUGUUCACUUGCCCUGAUUCUUGAACGGCCUCUCCAAGUCGAAGACAUUUUCCUUCAAAAUAUCCAGCCUUCCAGUGGCAUCUCUGCUACAGAAUGUGGUGAUCAGUGGCAGGUCGGGAUCAAUGAGACCUGGGUACUUGGAAAACAAACUGACGGGGAUCUUGUUGCAGAGCUACUACUGGCAGGAGUAACCUAUGAAUUCAAGUGGAAGAUCAAAAAUGGCAUGACCCCACAGACAGCAAGAUGCAACAAUCAUUGCGAGCAACUGAGGAAAGGUCUUGAAAACUUCUUUGUUUGCCUGAAGGUUGUAUCACAGAUCUCGUCUUCAUUCGUGUUAGACAUAGAAUUGAUUCUCGACGCAACUCGUCCGCCACCCCAGGGAUUCAAGAUGGAGAGUUUUGAGUGCCUUCAUUCGUCGGAAUUGCUUGUGGGCGUUCCACAGAGCAACUCCUCAAUCAAGUGCUCCGAUGUUCAUACUGGAUUCCUUUGGAAAGCAGCCCAGAGCGAUUGGGGUUUGAAGUCGCUGGUUUGCUUCCGAGCAGCAACUCAGACGCCGGUUUCUGUUGGUCUCUGCUUCCAAAUGAACGUGCUCAAGUGCAUAUAUUGCAUACAGCAAAACGAUUCUUUCGAAUCGCUUGCUAUUGAAUGGGGAUCAAACUGGUUGCAAAUCUGGUCUACCAACCUCAACAUUCUCGAUCCUGCAUCGUUAGAUAUUGGCCAAAAAGUUCUGAUAGGAGGGCUAUAUGCUCCUUCCCCAUAUGAUACCAGUGCAAUCCUGGUCAAGCAAUUCGCAACUUCCCCCGAGUCGCUUCGAAAGGCGAACCCGAACGAAGAAUGGGAUGCCGUGGACAAUGGAACAGCUUUCCUGUCACCUCACCGCCCCUUGUGUAUUAUACCCAAAAUUUGUACAGACAUCUGA